AACUCAUAACUGUAUCUAUUGUCCUGUCAAAAUGAAAACAUUUCAAACAGAAUUAUCCGUUUUGUCAUUGGCCUGUGUCUCUGCAGGAUCAUUUCCAAACAGCAAGACAAAUGUACUGCAGCAAAUUCAGCAGUCUGUCUCUUAUCUUUAGUGAGGGGUUAUCUGAGGGGAGACAGCUGUUUAUCAGUCUGCUGCACAUCACACUCGCCGCCUCUGACGAUCACGUUUGCUUUUAUAAUGGAUUACCAGCUGCUUUGGUCAAAUUGACCGACCUCCAAACUGACAGCUUUCUUGUACAUGACACAGUGUCUUUGUAGAUAACCUUAGUUAUUUUAACACGGCAAGAAAUUAUUAAUAGUACAUGCAAAAAGCAUAGUAUAUAAUAUGUCAUAAAGAAAGUCCUUUCUGGGUAUCUUGAGCUAUAUUGAUACAUCAGUGUAUUGGUUGAAUAUGUUUUUUAUUGAUGAUCUGAAACGAACCAUUCCCAACCUGUUGAGAUCAGAGUUUGUGCUUCCUGCUCCCCAAGUCAACCUUCGCCUCUGACCCUUUACACCCUCACCUCCACCUCUACAGCCUGUGUCUGGCCACUGUAACCAUGACGACAGGGGGGUGUUGCCACCUGCCUGGCUCUCUGUGUGACUGUGCGAGCAACACUAGCCUGUGGAAAAGCGUGGAGGAAACGGGUGGUGACGCGUGCCAGGCGCUCUACGUCACCCAGGUCACAGCCAUAGAUGGACGCUUGCUCUCGUCUGUGCUCAAACCAAUGAGCACACAAAGUGAUGGUCCCAUCUGUCGUAUUUGCCACGAAGGCGGCAACAGUGAGUGUCUCCUGUCUCCAUGCGACUGCACAGGCACCCUGGGCACGGUGCACAAGAGCUGCUUGGAGAGGUGGCUGUCAUCUUCCAACACCAGCUACUGCGAGCUCUGCCACACAGAGUUCAGCAUCGAGCGCCGACCGAGGCCUCUCACAGAGGUAACAAAGUGGCUGCGGGACCCCGGCCCUCGUAAUGAGAAGAGGACGCUGUUCUGUGACAUGGUGUGCUUCCUGUUUAUCACACCCCUAGCAGCCAUUUCAGGCUGGCUGUGCCUGAGGGGCGCUCAGGACCAUCUUCAGCUGGGGAGCUGGUUGCAGGCUGUGGGCCUCAUAGCACUCACUAUUGCCCUCUUCACCAUCUAUGUCCUGUGGACCCUGGUAUCUUUUCGCUACCACUGUCAGCUGUACACUGAGUGGAGAAGAACAAAUCAGAAAGUACGUCUUCUCCUUCCUGAAGCCAAGGACUCUUCCCAGCAUUCCCUGCUCUCUACCAAACUGAUGAAGAAGUCUGCCAAUGACGGUAUAGUGUGAGACCAAAUGGAGACUGUUGAUGAUAAAGGUGUCUUUAAUGUGCGGGGGCUGAUUGUCGCCUGCCAGCUAGCCUUUAAAGAAGAACUUGUGGACUUUUUUUGUUGCUUUUUACAAAGAAAAAGUCCUUGCCCCAUCAGUAUUUAAUUAAAAAAACAAAUCUGCCCUCCCGUGGGUGCAGAAAUGAGCACAUUUGAAAUGGAGUCUGGGUGUUGACCAAGCUUAUGCAAAGGCUCUGAGGAACUGGAGCCGCACAUGGGGAUGUUGCAGAGACAUGGGAACAGUCUUUUCAUCAUGGAUACGAUGAUUUAAAUAACAGUGACGGUGGAAUAAGAAAUGACCAAACUAACUUGUUUAGUGGACUGUGAAAUGUUUUGAUUAUUGUUCUGCCUGGUGUCAACAACCCAUCCAUUGUCCACAGAUAAAGUCAUAUCUGGGCACGCCCUUACCUACAUAGGCCUUGCCUUCUCUGCACAACGUUGCCCAUUAAGGAGCUCUUUCAAGCAAUUAUUGUGUGAUCCCAUAUUAAUCUUACAUCUUUGAUUUAUCCACAAUCCAGAUGCCACUUUGUUGUGUGAGAUCAAACAUUUAAUUUUAGCACAAACUAAUUGAACUUCUUUCACGGUUUUUCUUUUUGUUGGUCCAUCUGUUUUAACAUCUCAUUGAAGAACGGGUGGCGGCACAGCAUCAGUAAAGCCAGAGUGUGCAAUAAAUCACUGUGGACAUCGAGGUACAUGAAGAGACCUCUCCCUACAUGCACAGUUAUGCAUGCAAGCACAGUUUUGCAGGAUUUUUUUAUUUAGUAGUAUUAGUGUAAAUCAUUUCUAAAACUAUUUCUACCGAAGUAGGGUUUAACAGUUCUUGUGUUAUCAGCACUUAGCGAGAAUUACUUGUAAAGAUCGAAACCCCAUCAAAUUGGCUGUGAGAGGAACAUUUCCCCAAGUGUUGUUGGGUUGCUGAUGCAUCCUUUUACUGCCCGUUAAAGUAUUUUAAUUAUUGCUUGUUGGUUGUGUUUUAAACCAUACACAUCACCAUUUUCUGUGCUGGUGUUUCUGCCAAUCUAACAUAAACUUUACCCGCCAACAAUGUCUUUCAUGGUGGGUACAUUAUGCAAGCACCACUAAGGCUUUCUCCGACUUUAGCUUUGUUUUGUCUUUUCUUUCAAGGAAGUCAUUUGAUCCUUAUGUGCUUUUCUAAAUCCAUUUGAUGGAUGUCAACAUUGUUUGGGGUGCAAACCUGCCCUCCUCUUGUUGUCACGUUACGUUGACUGGACUCAUUCGGGUCUGUUGCUUUGGUGGGAGAUUAGAGAACAUUCUCUUCUCUCUUCUGCAGUUUAUUAAUCAAGUCACUUAUAGUGUCGGGAAACAAAGCACAGUGUCUGCCUGGUUUCCAGAUGUCCUGGUCAUAACAUGGUCCAGUUUGUUACUGUAUUGAGUUAAUGUAAAGACGGUUGCAGUAACAUGUGAACACACAGGGGGAUCAUUUUGAAGAUUAAAAACUACAACCACAUGUAGUAUUGAGAGACACCGAUGUUGUUCAGCCUAUGGUCUAGAUAAAGGUUUCAACACUUUGCCUUUUUUAUUUUUUUUUUAAAGCAACACUGUUUUGGGGUGAUUCAGGCUUCAAGCCUAUGGUUCAGUAUUAUUCUGCAGAUUUUUACUAUUUGUAAGCGUUUCAUUUAUAACUGUGCAAUUCUGUGGGGUGCAAUACAAAGUUACAUUAGCAUUGGAAGCUAUGAAGCGAGCUUAAAACGUGUCUAAAGAUUAUUAUUCAUUUUAUGACAAAAUCACAAGUAUUGGCUUUUUAGAUUAGUGUUUUUUUUUCCUCUCUAUUCAGUGGAAUGACAUUUAUAUUUUUAUUUAAUGAGUGAUCAUACUUUUGAUUAUCAUACUUUUAUUAAUGAUUAAUGGUGAUUAACAUACUGAUCAUGAUUUGUUUGUUCUAUGUGCUUUUUGUUAACUUUCAAAGUAAGGGCACGGAUCCAUUUCGCAGAGACAUUCACUAUUGGCACAUGCACGUGUGCAGAAGCCAAAAGUCUAGAUUUUAUGCAUACUUGUUUGUUAUUCAUGUGUUGUUUUUUUUAAUUUAAAAUGCAUAUGUAUUUACUUUUAUAACAAUCAGGCUUGACCUAACAACAAAUUAAAUGUUUCCUCCUGCAAUCUGAAUUUUCAUGCUUCAGAAACCUUGUGAUUUUGAAAUGACUCAAGUUUGGAGGCUCUUCAGGGUUGUUGUAAAACAUAAGUCAUAGUGACAGGGUGCGUCUCAGUAGAGCUGUUUCAGAAGGAAAAUGACACCAUAUCGUCGUGUUGAGCAACCCUGCUUCACCGUUUGACUGCUGACUGGCAAUAACCGUCAGCAGUGGGUGUAAAAGUUAUUUCCUUGCCCUGACCUUUUGUCUUCAAUAACAUUACACUUUGGUUCCUUUAGCUCCUGGUGGAUUGUCCCACAUACUGCCCCAGUUAAUCUGGUGUUUGUGUUUUUAACUGAUCUCAGAACAAAGGAUUAUAUACUGCAAUUGCUGCGGAGCCUUACAAGCUUAUGAGUCAUUUGCUCAUCCAUGUGUUUACUGUUUGUCAUGCAUGAGGCUUUACUCAAGUAUUGGGAUCUGACUUGUAGCAAUGUAAAGGUGCAGUUAUUCAACAAACAACUGAAUUUGUAGGUCAAUGCAGAAGAUGUCUGAGCAUCUAUGAUACUUAUAGUAUUGGGCGUUUGUACAAAGUUGCCUACAAAGUAUGCAACACUGCUCAUUCUUUGGCUCCCAGCAGAUCCUCAUAUCUCCAAAGAAUGUUUAACCAUAAUAACAAUUCAAAUCAUUGUUUUCUUUGUGGUUUAUUACAUCAAUAAACAUGUAAAUGUUACUUCUGUUGUGUUAUGUUGUCUAACAUGUGUGUAAUGUUUCUACAUGUAUUUCUUGGAGGGCGGAUAUGUUGAUAUGUAUUAUUUGUGUCGCAAUUCUUGACUAUUCACAUUUUUAAAUGCUACAAUGUUUAUGGCGUGCUGUGGGGGGGAAAAUGAAGAUGUCUUCACCAAAAUACCGGUACCUGCAAUUAGCCAAGAAUUGUUUGCAAAGCAAAUAAAACAUGAUAUAUUAUGGGUGAACAAUAA
Molecule: messenger RNA, 4447 nt
Organism: Cottoperca gobio
Lineage: Eukaryota; Metazoa; Chordata; Actinopteri; Perciformes; Bovichtidae
Gene: march2
Product: membrane-associated ring finger (C3HC4) 2
Exons: 5
Coding region: 596-1345 (249 amino acids)
Biological process (GO): protein ubiquitination
Molecular function (GO): zinc ion binding; ubiquitin-protein transferase activity
Source: RefSeq, a predicted model, not a curated record